CUCCGGCAAAGGGGCAAUUGUCAUCACCCGCGGAACCCAGGGCGGUCUCCCAACCAUCCGUGCCCCUAUUAAACAGCCAUGCGGGAAAGGACAAAGGGAUGUGCCACCGCCCCCAAUACCCGGAGUCCCAGCCGCCGCCACAACCCCCCAACCGAUGCAACAGACUGUAGGACCCCAGUCGCCCCCUACGCCCGGAGCAGGACAGGAUCCCCACCUGGAGCCCUGCCAUACAGAUAAGUGUGGGACCCACCCACCGUCCUAUUACUGUUGCUAAUCGUUAAUUUCAAAUGUACGUUCGCUGCCACCCCUCGCAGAUCAAAUGGAUUGGACGUCUAUAAGAGUCAACGGCAGCCAAUUAGUUAAUCAUAAAAUGGAGUUUUGAGUAAAAAUGAGUCAGCCUUUCAAAGAUAAUACUCUAGAUUGGAAAAAGCUGUCACAAAAGUGAAAGUUAAAGGAAUUGGACUGAACAAUGCUUGGCACUAUCGCCCUCGUGGAGAACAUCCAAGCACUCGCAUUCCUCUCUUUCUUUUGUCGCGGCCCAAAAACUGCCAUCGGUGUAACAACUGUGGUGAUGCAAGAAAACCCACGGGGCGGAGCAUGCGGGGAGGAGAAAAACAAACCACCUCACUCCACGCUUUCUAAGUGUUCAGUCUCCAGAGAGGUGCGACACAUGGAGUUGCCACUAUUUCAAGUUGACCCAAAUUGACUACCUCAUCCUUCAAAAUGGAGAUUUUCAACCUUUUGCUACUUUUGAGUAUUAUGGUAGAGCACCACUUAGUUUCUGCAGGUUGUUUAGGUAAAUGCUGCAAUGCCCGUGACAUGAGUUGCACUUCCACCGACUGGAGGAUGGACCGCAUCUAUGGGAUGUGCUACUGUGACCGCGGUUGCGCCACAACGCGGGAUUGCUGCUUCGACUACUUCUCCCACUGCCCAGCCCAAGCUUGUACCGUGAACGCUUGGAGCUUCUGGAGCGGCUGCGCGGAAUCAUGCCGGCCCUCCUGGAGAGCACGAGUACGACACAUAACAGAGCGGCCCGCUAACGACGGCGACCCCUGUCCGCCCCUGGAAGAGCGGGCCGGCUGCAUGGACUACAGAGACCGCAGGGGAACCCCAUGUGGACUGGACACAGGGCCUGCGUUCAUUACUAGCAUGGAGUUUGGCAAGAGAAGACCAAAGAGGGACGUGCACGGGAGCCCUUUAAAUGACGGGUUCUGCAUAGAAUUCUCCUUGGAAUCACGCUCGCCUCACUGCGCGGCAGAGAACCGGCCACACGCGCACUGGAUGCGCUACUUCACCGAAGGCUUCACGGUGUGCGUGGCGUGCCAGCCACCCGCUAUGCGCAACCACAGCAGCAGCUGUCAAGGAGAUGGUCAAGAAAGAGACAGGGACACUGUGCUGCAAUGGCAGGCAGUAGGAAACCCCCGAUGCAGCGGCACAUGGAGGCGGAUCCGCAAAACGCAACAGUGCAACUGCCCGCCACAGCACAGCUUUGUAUUCAUCUAAUUAAGGACCACUUGAACUCUUUAACAGCGGGAGUGCGGACUCUGUGAAAUGGCAGACAGGAAAACAUUCCUACAUGUUUUAAAUCAAAAGGACCACUUUAAAGGCAUAUAUCCUAGGAGAGUUAUAGAAUUCCAUGUUAUUAUCUCACUGCCUGCCAUGGACGGUGAUAGACAUCUAAUCCAGGGAGGAUUUCGACUCUUAGAGCUUGUCAUUUCAAUUGCUUUUCGUAGAGGAUAAAGAAUAUACAGUGGUACCUCGACACACCAUCUUUUCCACAUCCGAUGUAAAAUUUGACUCGCCAUUUUACUCUACAUACGACGACAUACAGUGGGGCAAAUAAGUAUUUAGUCAACCACCAAUUACGCAAGUUCUCCUCCUUGAAAAGAUUAGAGAGGCCUGUAAUUGUCAACAUGGGUAAACCUCAACCAUGUGAGACAGAAUGUGGAAAAAAAAAAAAAAAAAAAAAACAGAAAAUCAAAUUGCUUGAUUUUUAAAAACAUUAUUUCCAAAUUAGAGUGUAAAAUAAAUAUUUGGUCACCUACACACAAGGAAGAUUUCUGGCUGUCAAAGAGGACUAACUUCUAACGAGGUCUAACAAGGCUCUACUCGUUACCUGUAUUAAUGACACCUGUUUUAACUCAUUAUCGGUAUAAUAGACACCCGUCCAAAACCUCAGUCAGUCACACUCCAAACUCCACUAUGGCCAAGACCAAAGAGCUGUCGAAGGACACCAGAGACAAAAUUGUAGACCUGCACCAGGCUGGGAAGACUGAAUCUGCAAAAGGUAAAUGCUUGGUGUAAAGAAAUCAACUGUGGGAGCAAUUAUUAAAAAAUGGAAGACAUACAAGACCACUGAUAAUCUCCCUCGAUCUGGGGCUUCAUGCAAGAUCUCACCCCGUGGCGUCAAAAUGAUAACAACAACGGUGAGCAAAAAUCCCAGAACCACACGAAGGGACCUAGUGAAUGACCUACAGAGAGCUAGGACCACACUAACAGUGAAGAGUUACAGAAAACGUUUGGUCUCCGUUAUUGCCAACAAAGGGUACAUAACAAAGUAUUGAGAUGAACUUUUGGUAUUGACCAAAUACUUCUUUUCCACCAUGAUUUGCAAAUAAAUUCUUUAAAAAUCAAACAAUGUGAUUUUCUGUUUUUUUUUUUCUUUCUUUCCACAUUCAGUCUCUCAUGUUUGAGGUUUACCCAUGUUGACCAUUACAGGCCUAAUAUUUUCAAGUGGGAGAACCUGCACAAUUAGUGGUUGACUAAAUACUUAUUUGCCCCAAUGUACUCGAAAUACGACGAUUUAUGGCAGCGCCGCAGUUUCCUUGUUUUGCCGCAAGAUGGACGCAUAGCGGAUUUUCAAGACGGGUUCGGAGAACGUUAACACAGUUGAUGAAAAAAAAAAGGAAAAAGGUGACGCUUACAAUUGAAAUGAAGAUGGAAAUGAUAGAAAAAUAUGAGCGUGUUGUGCACAGCCGUGAACUGGCUAUACCAGAGGUGGCAUACCCUGGUCCUCCGUUCGCCAAUCUUUAUAAGUUAAGGUGAAAAUGAUUAUUGUGGUAAAAUCGCCAAAAAAAUCUCCAGCUUAGUCAGGUUUCUAAUCGUUUAUUUCAGAACUUGUGCAACACAACAUGCCUACUGUCCGCCGCAGCUGAACAAAGUGAAAGUAAAAUCUUUUUUUUUUUUUUUUUUUUAACUAAUUAAACAAUGACAUUUUUGAUGACACUUAUUUGGAACACUUAAAUUCUUUAUUAAAGUACAAAUAACACGUAAAUAACAACAAUAAAUCACAUAUAAACAAUGAGGUCAAAUGCUGAUGGAAUUAACUAGUGCAAAAGAAUGGAAUGUAAACAGAUUCAGAACACUGACUUCUCCUUUCCAACAUGAUUCAAAACAAUUCUUAAAAAAAUAUCUAGCAUUAAUAUUAUAGUGUACUACUAUGUGUAAUAGUAUUAUAAUUAUUGCCAAUCAGAUUUUUCAUAAAGGGUGUGAUUUUAAAGCUAUUCUUAUUGUAGAAUCUUGAAUUCUGAUGUAUGUGGGAUUAACUCCAGAAAUCGUUAUUUACCGUAUUGGCCUGAAUAUAAGACGGUGUUUUUUGCAUUGAAAUAAGACUGAAAAAGUGGGGGUCGUCUUAUAUUCGGGGUCUAGACAUUAUACCCAUUCACGACGUUAGAUGGCGCCAGAUAUCAUUGAAGCGAAUGCUGAACUUGACUCCCCAGGCUAAACUGAAACCCUGACACGAAGGAGAAGAAAGCGGUAAGAAAGAAAAGAGAAGAAAAUAAUAGAAUAGUUUGUAUUUUUUAAUUGCAAUGUUUUUCCUUAUUCAGAUUUGUUUCAAGACUACAGGUAGACUUCACAGUUAUUGCAAUGUUGUUGUUUUAUCACAAUAGAUUGGUUUAUUUACAUUGCAAAAACCAAAAGCCUUUCAUUUACGAAUGUGAUUGCACUUUAGUUUACAUAUUUAAAUGUUCAGAUAUUAAGAUUUGAAUGAGGCAAAAUAACAUGCUUUUUCUAUCAAAUAUAUUGUUAUAAUAAUUUGUUUCAGAUGUACUUUAAUUAUUUUCUGUAUAAAAAUUAAUUUGGUGUUUAAAAAGUCUUUUUUCAAACUCGAGUCUUGAAAAAGAGGUGGUCGUCUUAUAAUAAGGGCCGUCUUAUAUUCGGGGCAAUACGGUAUAUGAUGAACAUGACGUGCUUUCAUUUUAAAAUGCUCACUGGAAGUACGUUCUCUAAACCUUACAAUCUACGAGUUUGUAAUUGUCUCCUGUAGUCUUCCAAAAUUACAACUGGCUGAUGGCGAUUUAGGUGUUCAUUCACGGCUGACGUGCAGCCAAGCUUGGCAUUGAAGAGACAGGACACAAAAGUGUACCCUCCUUUGUUUCGUUGAAAUAAGUCAAUGUUUGGCCACUCUGGUGCGCUUUUCUGACUUUGUGCCGCUUACUCCGCUUGCCUCCAACAUAAAAAAAAUCUCCUGAACCCCCAACCCCUUAAAAAUUUCCUCAUCGGAUCUACACAAUUCACGUAGGUCACCCGUUUUGACUUCAAAACGGCGAAUUUUGCCGAAAGGUGAGAGUUUUCAUGCCUGAAAUGUCCUCUCUCACUCAGUCAAGUCGUCCACGCGAUGUGUUCAGGUACACCACGCAAAACACACCCGCCACAACAGAACCCGAUUAGUUACAUUAUUACAGGUAUUAACAUUCCAAUUUUUAUUCAUAAUUUGUUUUGCUCUGCGUAAUUGCCAUUUGCAAUUGUACCAGCAGCAUUUAUUAAGAAUUUACUGUAGUAUUUUGGGCUGUGGAACAAAUCAAUGGAAUUAUAAUGUAUUCUUAUGUUAAAAUCCUGUUCGACAUCCGACCAUUUCGACUUACAAACAAGGUCCCGGAACGAAUUAAAUUCGUAUGUAGAGGUACCACUGUACGUGUACCAGAAUUUUUAUAUUCUCGGUUGAUGGCGAGAGAAGUCCAACCCAGUUGAACUGGGAGGGCUGACAGCGGCAAAUAGUUUGGACAUCGAUCGCCGUCAAUGGCAGCCAAUGAGUUUAAAACAAAAAAAAGUAAGUUAUAGAGCAUGUUGAUGGAGUUCACAAUUAAAAUGAUACAUAAAAUAUGGAAAUAAGAUACUCGAAAAAGAUUCUUUAUUAAUUGUAUAAGCAGAUCACGAGUGCGCUGUUUAGCUAGUUUAAACAACCAAUCACAGGGCACAAAUAUACUCGUCCUAUGAGAUUUGCAACCUGAUUGGUUAAAAAAAAUGUCCUUUGUUGAUUUUCAAGGCAGAUUAUAUAACAACAAACAGAGGCAGAAUUUUUUUAAACAUAAAUGCGACAAAAAGCAAUCUAUCAAAUGAAAAAAUAAAGACUGUUGGAAAUAAUUUAAUCCAAUUUAAGUUAAAAGAAACAAAAGAAGGUCAAGUUCCACUAUUCGCUAAUUCCUUGGCACAGCAAGUGAGUUAAUAACAGCUGAAAAUGUACAUUAUUCUUGAAGCUUCUGUGAGUUAACUCAAUGUUUUACUGGCCAAAUGAUGCCCUCUAGUGGCACACAGGGAUGCAUCGCAAUUGUAAUAAAAAAGAUUACAAAAAAAAAAAAAAAAAAAAUAAUAAUAAUAAUAAUUAAAGUUAGUCCACUUUGUCAGCUUUCUCCAGAACCCUCCAGCGGUCCUUGAGCAUGACGCCAGUGCGGCCCUCAAAGUCAUCAUCCUGCAGAAUUUGUAACCACUUGCCUUUACCAUGACGCUUGACCCCUCUCACCAGUUUUUCGUCUAGCGCGGAUGUCCAUUUCUACACAAUAAAUAAUAAUUAUUUAAAAAAAAAAAAAAACAACAACAACAACAUACAAAAAGGUGCAUUGAGGGUGGUUCUUUGUCGGUGCAACUUACCGUCCGCUGACGCCUCCCUUGACUGACAGAGGAAUUGUUUAGAUCUGGAAAGCAGAAAAUUGAGUGAUUUGGUAACAGCGGAAUGAGAUAACGACAGAACAAAAUACCUCUUUUUGUCAGUGGUCUGACGAAAACCUGUGCCUUCACCUGAGCGUCUGGCUCCCACAUUUUGUUCCGAGCGGAAAAAAGUUUGCGUUUGUUCCUGCAGGAGAGUGAAAAAUGGGGUUAAGUUUUUGUUUUGGUAAGAAAAAACUUAGAUAGGUGAGUAGAGUAGGAUUACUUCAAAAUAAUAUUACUCAAGCAAAAGUAGUCGUCCAAAAAAUGUACUCAAGUACAAGUGAAAACGUAUUCGGUGAAAAGAAUACUCAAGUAAUGAGUAACAUUUUGAGUAACUGCUUAUAAUUUUGUUGGAUUUUUUUUUAACAGUGGUAUUUUUUGUCUGAGCAAAAGUUACCAAUCUGGACUUUUGUUUUAAUGAUACUGUCAGUGUUGUCAGUAACGCGUGAGUUAGUAACUGAUUACUUUUUUCAGUAACGAGUAAUCUAACGCGUUCAUUUUUCUACACCAGUAAUCUGAUUAAAGUUAGUUUCCUUAGUGUCUCUGCGUGAC
Corythoichthys intestinalis (scribbled pipefish) is the source of this 6477-nucleotide messenger RNA. Its product is annotated as somatomedin-B and thrombospondin type-1 domain-containing protein. Lineage: Eukaryota; Metazoa; Chordata; Actinopteri; Syngnathiformes; Syngnathidae. The transcript is spliced from 5 exons. Bases 724 to 1503 code for a protein of 259 amino acids. The record is from RefSeq and is a predicted model, not a curated record.